Electrophorus electricus (electric eel) is the source of this 3020-nucleotide messenger RNA. The record is from RefSeq and is a predicted model, not a curated record. Lineage: Eukaryota; Metazoa; Chordata; Actinopteri; Gymnotiformes; Gymnotidae.
UGUUGAAUGAGGGCGGCAUGGAGAGAACGGAACAGUCGUGGAAUUCUUCAUAUACAUACCAGGUGAGCAAGCAUAGCGCCGAGAUGCUACAUAACCUCAACAGUCAGAGAAAAGAUGGAGGCAGGUUUUGCGAUGUGAUCUUACGCGUCGGAGAAGAAAGCUUUCCUGCCCAUAAAGCGGUACUCGCUGCAUGUAGUGAAUAUUUUGAGUCAGUGUUCAGCUGUCAAACCGAAGGUGACGGCGAAGGUAAAGAACUGGAAAUGCACACGAUAAGCCCCAAAGUUUUUAGAGACAUUUUGGACUUCGCGUACACCUCAAAGAUUGUAGUGCGCCUGGAAUGCUUUCCGGAGCUGAUGACAGCGGCGAAGUUUCUGCUAAUGCGCUCUGUCAUCGAAAUCUGUCAGGAGGUGAUCAAGCAAUCCAAUGUUCAGAUUCUCGUUCCUCCUUCGCGAGGAGGAGACCACAGCUUUCACCGUGCUUCAGGGAACCCGGAGCUGUCAAAUCCCUUGCACGCGGAUACGCCAAACGGUGCAGUGUUUACCAACAACGGGCAAUCACACAAUAUUAAUAGUGACGGUGGCACUGGUCCGACACGUUCUAGCGACAGUUCCCAUCCACCCAUAACGGCUGGAAGGCUGCUCGUCUCCCCUUCAGAUUUUACCGGGAGUCCCUUGAACGGUGAGGGCUCUACUGGCUCCAAACGAGGCAGAGGACGACCGAAAAAAGAAUCCGCGAUUGGCCCCAUCACAUACAAUAACGGUACUACUAAUGAAAACGAAGGCCUAUUUCCGUGUGGAAUUUGUGGUAAAAUGUUUACAGACACUGUCCAGCUAAGGAACCACGAAGCACAACACGCAACUUUUAGCGGUGGAGUCAGCACUGGGAGAGAACUGGUAUCGGUGGACAUCCCUUCAAUGAUCCCUCACUCCCAGUCCGGAUUGCACGAAAAUGGACUGCCCGCGCACAGCGCAACGGACAGCAGUCGUAAACGAGAUGAGGACAAGGCGACACGUGGAUGCGACCUCUGUGGGAAGGUUUUCAGAGACGUCUAUCACCUAAGACACAAGCUAUCACACUCCGGUGAAAAGCCUUACGCUUGCCCAGUGUGUGGGUUGCGCUUCAAACGUAAGGAUAGAAUGUCCUACCAUGUGCGUUCUCACGAUGGCUCUGUGGGUAAACCAUACGUCUGUCAGAGCUGCGGAAAGGGUUUUUUUCAAGGUGAGCCAGACCAUCUAAAUGGACACAUCAAACAGGUGCAUACCACAGAAAGACCUCAUAAAUGUCAGGUUUGUAAUGCAUCUUUUGCAACACGAGAUCGUCUGCGGUCACACCUGGCCUGCCAUGAAGAUAAGAUACCAUGCCAAGUGUGUGGAAAGUUUUUACGCGCUGCAUAUAUGACAGACCACCUGAAAAAACACAGUGAAGGACCUCACAACUACUGUGGCAUAUGCAAUAAAGGUUUUUCCACUGCGUCCUACCUAAAGGUACAUGUAAAAACGCACCACGGCUCGUCCAUGCUCCCUUCCUCCACAGCACACCAGUUCCCAGAGCCGCGUUCCAAUGGGCCACAGAUGCACAACGGCGCCCCCUACCACUCAGGACGCCAAUGCGCAGUGGAAGAGCUUUGCACCAGUCGCCGGCUCCUGGUUACCUUUCCUGAGACUGAGGGGUCAUUUCGGGGGCUUUCAGGGCCUCCGGUUCUCCCCCAGCCAGGCCCUCCUGCCCUUGGCUUGCAGCCUGAGCUGCUCCUUGGCAGGCCAGGGACGACUCCCUAUGUCUGGGAGUGUCGCUCUACUGGAGCAUCAGGCUUCUCUCUGCAUGGGCCUCUCGCAGACGGGCAGGAGAAUGCUGGGAAGUGCCCCCAUCAAGAUUCUGAUGGUUCGGAAGCCGCAUUUGGCGAUCUCUCCAAUGGAGCCGACCUCAAGUCUGAGCAGAAGGCUGAGGGCGAGGAGCUGAGGGCAGCCUCACUGGUCUUCAACGGGGAGGCCAAUGGCACUGCGGCGGUGGCCUGUGGCUCCAAACAAAAGACUGACGCGGAGAAAAAGUUUGCAUGUGGCGAAUGUGGCCAGACCUUCCGCACAAAGUCUUACCUCAGCAAGCACCAGCAGCGGGUACACAAGAAACACAGUGGGGCUGGACCCAGCCUGGGUGACCUCGGUUCACCCUUCUCCCCCCAGCAGAACAUGUCACUGCUGGAGUCGUUUGGGUUUCAGAUUGUGCAGUCGGCUUUUGCGUCUUCACUAGUGGACGCUGAGGUAGGGAGCAGUGGUAUGGGCUUAGGGGACAAAUGACUCCACAGAGAGGAAAAUGGCCAUGUUCUUACUGAAUGGGAACAGGUUUGACAGUAACUAUGGUUCUACCUUUUAUCAUCUGUCAUUGUAAACUACUUUUUCUUUUGUGUUGCUUGCUGUCAAUGUUUAUCAGUCAUCUAAUGUUUUAAAGUAUGUUUGCCAACAUGUUUUGUUUUUGUGUCGAUGUGAAACAAUGAAUCAUUCCCCACCCCGGUAGUGAAAUGUAUUUUUAAUUUUAUAUAUAUAUAUAUAUAUAUAUUUUACACACACACUUAAUAGUUGAGUUCUAGAGAAAGCCAGACCACUUGCAGUUUGGGCUGGCUGUUAUUCAAAUAAAUUACACCAUUAGAAUCUACCCAUAAAAUACAUUUAUUUAAUGUCUCAGCAUGUCUGAAUGUUUCAGACACAAUUUAAAAUCAAUGAGAAUUAUAAAACAUUUUAAAUAUUGUGUCCUAAUUUUGGUUAGCUCAAUUUAAUUUCUUUGCAAGAUGGAUUCUUUUUGGUUAUGCAGAGUGUACGAGUUUUGAAUAUACAGCAGGGACCAAUUUCAGGUAUGACUGUAAGAUAUUGCAAGAAAUGAAGAGUAUAUUUUAUUAACUUAUUGAUAUUAGUGUCCCUGUCUCCUUUAUGAAAUGAUUUAUAUAAAAGUUGUUGUUAAAAUUUAGAUCUGUGGUGUGCUAUUUUGUCUUUCAAUUGUGUCUGACAGGAGGCCAGCAAAAGAGCUUCAGU